AUGGCUGCUCCUCCACGAGUUACCAUCGAACACCUUAGCGGUGAAUGGAUAUUGAACAAGGCACUAACCAGCGAAACGGAUCCUAUCCUCAAACUGCAAAAGGUAUCCUGGUUACUCCGCAAAGCGUUCGGAUUGGCAACUAUAUACCUCCAAAUCUCACAGUCAAAGCCAGCCUCUGACACAGACCCCGCAACGAGAAUCGAUUUUACACAGACGGCCUCGGCAGGUCUGGCUGGAACUAAAGAAGAGCGUGUGCUCGAUUGGAAAAUAGCCGAUCACGAAGACUACUUCUUCGGUGUGGUUCAGGGCCAGUGCGAAUUCGUCCAUGGCGUUACUGAUCACGAUGGAAUUAUAAGACCGGACUUUGAGCUUCUGACUUCCGAGGUCAAUGACCAGAUCAAGCAGUAUUUGCGUGGGGAAAUUGAGGUGGAUGGAAGCAAAUCAGCCGGGUUUCUCGUUGAGGAACAAAGCGAGAUGCCUGAAAAGGGUCCUGGUCUCUGGGUACACACUUCUGAGAAGAAUGUGAAGGCUGGAUGGACAGCAGAACAGAUCUGGGGAUUUGAAAUGAUCGGGGAAGUGCGCUAUUUCUCUCGUCGAGUGGUGGUCAUGACAACAAAGGGACAAUAUAUCUGUGGGAAACUUGUGUUUGAUUUUGUAAGUAAUUGA
This is a messenger RNA of Penicillium paradoxum, 666 nucleotides long. RefSeq lists its product as uncharacterized. Lineage: Eukaryota; Fungi; Ascomycota; Eurotiomycetes; Eurotiales; Aspergillaceae. The transcript has 4 exons. The record is from RefSeq and is a predicted model, not a curated record. Bases 1 to 666 code for a protein of 221 amino acids.